Messenger RNA from Exophiala viscosa, 1555 nucleotides. RefSeq names its product palmitoyltransferase. NCBI's taxonomy places the organism in Eukaryota, Fungi, Ascomycota, Eurotiomycetes, Chaetothyriales, Herpotrichiellaceae. The transcript has 3 exons. Gene Ontology annotation, molecular function: protein-cysteine S-palmitoyltransferase activity. Gene Ontology annotation, cellular component: endoplasmic reticulum membrane. Bases 145 to 1443 code for a protein of 432 amino acids. The record is from RefSeq and is a predicted model, not a curated record.
AGCCUCGCUUACCUGAGACAUCCUCGUCUUUCUUAUUUGUUUUCACUGGCUCGAACGAUUAUGAGUGGAAAUCUGAUGGAGAAGACAGAGAAAUCAGUUCAAUAAUGUCGGCAGACGCUUUCCAAGUUCAUUUACUGUGCGAAAAUGGACGACACGACCCUUGCAAAACUGGCUGUGCCAGGGGUGGUGUCACUUGUGGCUUUUCUCUCAUAUUCUUCGCAACUGUUAUUCUACGGCAUUGAACCUGGAUCACUGGAUAAGCAAGAAAGCCUCGUGUUCAACAUCCUCGUCUUAUGCAUAUGGGUUUCCUAUGCACGAGCAUGCAUCACGGAUCCAGGACGAGUCCCGGCAGACCGGCCAUCGAACGAGGCUAAGCGCAAAGGCCCAGCAACACCAGCACAGAAUUUCAUUGCCAGACAGAGAUACUGCCGCAAAUGCGAAUCUGUCAAGCCCCCAAGAUCCCAUCAUUGCAGAGUCUGCGGACGGUGCAUCCCAAAAAUGGAUCAUCACUGUCCCUGGACAGCAAACUGUGUCUCCCAUUUUACUUUCCCGCACUUCAUGCGCUUCCUCUUUUAUGCUACUACUGCAAUGUGUCACCUUGAAUAUUCCCUGUUCCUGCGAGCCAACAUCAUCUGGCGUAACCGGAAUUUACCAAGUUACCUUGGUCCAUCACUACCACAACUUGUUCAUCUCUUUAUACUGCUCGUCGUCAAUUCACUUACCUUGUUCCUCGUAUCGAUUAUCUUCCUUCGUACUGCUUGGGGACUGGGCGGUAAUGUAACAACGAUUGAAAGUUGGGAAAUUGAGCGCCAUGCAAAGCUACUUCGCCGAGCUCGGGCUCUUGGGGGAUAUCUGGAUGGUCCGGAUGGUGUCAGACUCAGAAUUGUGAGACAAGAAUUCCCUUAUGACAUUGGCAUAUGGAGCAACAUCGUCCAAGGCAUGGGCACCGCAAAUCUCUUUGCCUGGCUCUGGCCGUUCUCUGCAGGUUCAAGAACAAGUGGUCUAGAGUUCGAGACGAAUGGGUUUGAAGACCAAGGCACAAGCUGGCCGCCACCGGAUCCUGAUCGAAUGCCACGACUCGAAAGAUCGUUCGACCCUGAGGAUGCCUUUGUACAUCAGCAUGCAGCCCUCUCGCCCGAGGAGGAGAUUGUUGCAUUCAAAAACCGGCAGCAGGCGGACUUUCAGCAACGUGCCCAGCACUACGACAUCAAGAGGAGGCGACCGUUCCAUAAGAGAUUCGAUCAAGAUGAUGAAACGCCACUCGAGGACGACUACAUUACUGAUGGAGAGGAAGAGGCUUACAGCGGUGAAGAGGGUUGGCAGGAUUCUGGAGGCAACAGACUGAAAGACUAUGGCGUCGAUGAAAGUGUUGAAUUCUACGAUGAGGACAACAUCCCCAUUGCUGAGUUAUUGAGACGACGGCGAGAAGGGCGUGGAGGAUGACUCCAAUCUUUCUGCAGAUCGACAGGCUGGGGGUGUCUCGACGUGACACAUGUGAGGCAAAUACCCCGGAUGAUCGUUGAAGUGCAGGAUGCUGAUUGGGACCAUUGCGCUG